This is a messenger RNA of Colletotrichum phormii, 1339 nucleotides long. RefSeq lists its product as uncharacterized. The coding region runs from base 479 to 1015 and encodes 178 amino acids. NCBI's taxonomy places the organism in Eukaryota, Fungi, Ascomycota, Sordariomycetes, Glomerellales, Glomerellaceae. The record is from RefSeq and is a predicted model, not a curated record. The transcript has a single exon.
CUCAGCUCUCUCCAGUAGUGCAGUCAUUCCAGUGUCAUUGCAGCCAAAUCAGAUAACGAGGCAAACCAUGACAAGGCGAAGCACAAUCGAAAGCAGCCACACUAGGCCAGGGAAUCUGACCUAAUCUAAUAUUGGCGACGAUAUCAGUACAUUUGGGCUCAGAGAUAGAGCAUGACGAGUCCCCAUUCAGAGUCGUAUCGUCCAAUAUUCCCCAGAUCAUCUGGUCCGGGUCGCGACUCACCUGCUCAAGCCUCAACCACCAAGAAAAAAAUGACAUGAGAGAUCCGGCAGGAAGACAAUGCCCCCUCCGAUCCGAUCGAUCCCUCUGCCAUCCUUGGCCGAAAUGCCGUGGAAUGGAUUCUUUUUCUCUUGCUCCUAAUUAACUUCCUAGUCUCACUAGAAUGUCCCGUUUUGUUCUCCCGGUCCCGCGAGAUACAAUGCGCAAUUGGCCAACCUCGUCUCUUGUGAAGUCAGGAUUAUGCUCGUACCCUCAGACGAAUUCUCAGCCACAUCCCUGGAAUACGGAAAGCCACCCAUCGCCUAUAUUUCGGACGCAUCGACCGACAGACCAAAGUCAAUUCUGACAUCGGGAGAAACCAAAAAGAGGCAUACGGAUAGAGGGGCAACGCCGCAACAGACACGACCAGAACAAAGGAGCAGGGGAUCAAAAAGUCGGUGGCUGGGAAAACAACAUCCGGGAACCGUCUCCAACGCCGCCGGUGAUGCCCAAGCAACAACAUCCAACACCGGCCAGCCACUCAGCCUGAAGAGACGCGUGAGCCCCCAGCUCCACUGUGCUUCAUGGCCGCAUACACAGCGGCCCAUCACCAACUUGAAGACCCUCACUCUGCUUUGUCGGUGUGCCACGGUGCUUGUUUCGGCCCUCGUGCCCAGAGCAGGUAUGAAUGGAACGAGUAGGCAAGCAAGAGGGAAAGGAAGGUACCUCGAGGCCCGCUCUACCAUAUUGGAGGAACAUGCGUCCAUGAGAUACGUCUUCGCCUCUACUCGCUUGUGAGGUGUACCAGAGGAAGUGGUCUGGAGUAGACGAGGCCAUUGUGAGUGUGUUUGCUACCGUCCCCCGCCAGUGCUUCAUCAAACGCGUUUCGCGUCCUGAAGCGCGCCAGACGACCGGAUCAAGACCAGCGAGGUGCUCCAGGAGUCGCGACGUCACGGAGAUGCAUCGGCGACGUGAAUCAUGCGCGACUCCACCGAUGGACCCCGGGGGACCACAAUCUGGUGAAUCUGCAAAGGCGAGAUGCUGCACUCCCACAUCCUCGCAUUGUAUCUGUGUGGUGUAGCGGACGGAGGGGUGCUUGCUCUCUUUCCUCUUCCAACCUAC